This is a messenger RNA of Electrophorus electricus (electric eel), 2292 nucleotides long. It is a transcript of the gene bcl2l13, whose product is annotated as BCL2 like 13. Gene Ontology annotation, cellular component: membrane; mitochondrion. Gene Ontology annotation, biological process: apoptotic process; regulation of apoptotic process. NCBI's taxonomy places the organism in Eukaryota, Metazoa, Chordata, Actinopteri, Gymnotiformes, Gymnotidae. The record is from RefSeq and is a predicted model, not a curated record.
CGCGUAAAGCGGUAGCCGAGAAGCCACGCAUGAGGCAAGCCGCUAAUAUUUACAAGCUACUUUCCUGACAAACAUAGCUAUUGUUUGUGAGGUGCACGUUGCCAGAACACUUCCACUGACAGAAUUAAGUAUUUCUGUCGGCAAGGGCUUUUGAAAACAGUAAAUCACUGGUUCAUAUGCCCGCGAGCCUGACUCCUCUCUUCAAUGGCUACCUCUGGCUCCUGCACCACUGUGGCUGAGGGGUUUCACUAUGAGACCAAGUAUGUCCUCCUCUGUUACCUCGGCCUGCCCACAACCUCUCACUCAAGGCCCACAGAAGCAGCUGGACAUGUUACCCAGGAAACGGACGUGACCAGGAUCGGCAGAAUGAAGCAGCAGAUUGAAGAGGAGCUGAAGAAGCUCGAGGAGGAAAUCACUUCUUCUUUCCCCAGGACAGGCUUUGAUCGGCACACAUCUCCAGUCUUCAGCCCAGCUAACCCAGAGAGCUCUGUAGAGGACAGUCUGGCUGUGCUAGGGGACCGCGUUGCGCGGGACUUGGACACACACCUGGCCUCUGCCACACACACACUUCUCAGUGGACAGCUGGACUAUGAAGAAUUCAGAGAGGUGGUGCAGGAGCUCUCCUCUCACUCCCAGGGAGGCUGGAGCAAGGUGCUGGUGCCCCUACUGCUGCUGCAGGCUCUCCAGGGCAGGGGGCAGUGCCUGGCCUCACUGCUGGCCCUGGGCGUGCGGUACCUGGAGGAGACAGAGGCGGACUUCAUCAUCCAGCAGGGGGGAUGGAGUGCAGUGUUUAAACUAGAGGAUGUGGAGGACCCUGGAGUGAUCAUCGCUGAAGACAGUAACGAUAUCUACAUCCUGUCAGGGGAGCAGGCCCCAGACUUGCUGAGCGCCCCAGAGUCGCCGCUGACUGUGGCAGAGAGCAGUGGCCUGGCCUCCUGGCAGUCGGAGAGCUUGCCCAUGUCUCUGAGCAGCCACGACUCCUGGGCUCAGGUUGCCGCGAUGGAGCCAGAGGACGCCAAGACUCUGGACAGUGCUGAGGCAGUAACCCUGGCUGAGGAGCGAAGCGAGAAUAACUCCUCCAACUCGGACAUUGUGCACGUGGAGCGGGAGGAGGUAGAGAUUUUAGAGGAGGGUGGGGAGCCUACAGAGGAGAGAGAGCUGCAAGAAAGUCUGCUCAGUGUGUUGGGCAGCGAGAGUGGACUAAUGGACCUCAGUGCAGAGCUGAAAGAAGCAGCCCUGCCUCCAGCAAAACAGGUUACACCAGCAACAGUGUGGACAAUGCCCAUAGAAGAGCUGGUUGUCAUCACGGAGCCGUCUGCUAGUCUGCCUGCUACUGUUCCAACUGUUGCUUUAGAACGGGAAAGCAAAGCCCCUCUGGUUCCACCUGCUGCUGUUUUCCGAGUGCCUGAUCCUGAACCUGAGCCUCACCCAGCUCAGCCAGUACAUCAUCUGGCUCCUGUGGAGCCGCAGCUUACAAGCAAAGUUCAAGAGCCUACCUGUGCUGAACCUGAGCCAGUUGUGGCCCCCUCCAUGCAGGAGCUUCCAUCACAGGAGCUGAAGUCACAGGCUGUGCAGGUGACCCCUGUUUUAGCACAGCAGCCUACUGUCACCCCUCUGGCUGCAGCCACUGAGCAGACAGAGCCUGCAGGAAAGCCCAAGUCCUCUGAGCUGCCGGUGCUGCUAUAUGGUGGUGCUGCUCUAGUGGCCAUUGCUGCAUUGCUGGCUUAUGGCGCAUUAACAUACAGGAAGAAGUAACAAGCAGACAACUUACCCAUGACUUUAUAUCUCUUAUGACUCAAUAUCAGAAACCUGGGCCACCAUGCAGCCAAAAGCUGCAUGCGGAGGAAAUUGCAUCAAGCAAUUCAUUCCCCCCCUCCCCCCAUCUUGGUUUGUUAUUGUAGCUUUCAUUGUUUCUUGUUAGUUUGUUGCACAGUAGUACUGUACAACAAAUGUAGCUUUUGUUUUCCUUUUAGGUACGUUUCAGUGGUGACAGACUUUAGAUUCUGCAAGGCUUUUUCUGCAACUUUUUUUUUUUUUUUUUCUAGAUUUUAGAAGGCGGCAAGCAUUAUCCAAGGGAAAUAAAAGUUUGUGUCUUGAAAGCAAAGUACUUGCCAAUCGAAAAUGGAACAACUCAGAUUGUCUACUUUGAAUGAUUUGAUAAAGCUGAAAUGUUUAGACUUAGUUUUAAGAACCUAUGUGACUUUUUAUUUUACCUGGCAUAUCACAAUGGGAAAUUAAGCAGUUUGAAUGUCAUGGGUUAGCCUGCCCCAAUAAAGAUCAUGUUUCAUUGAG